Messenger RNA from Effrenium voratum, 1338 nucleotides. The record is from the annotation of a GenBank genome assembly. Lineage: Eukaryota; Dinophyceae; Suessiales; Symbiodiniaceae.
AUGUUUGCCUCGGCAGAUGAGAGGACGAACGCCAUACACGUGCAGAGGGAAGACGAAGGCGAUGAAAGGGCACAGGCAGAGCAUCGCGCAAAGCUCGCUGCGGCAAAGAUGCUCGGCACGCUGAACGUCAACGAGUCGCACAAAAUCAGGCUGGACAAGAGCCUCUACGGCGCCGCCCUGCUGCUGCCGCAGCUGGCUCGAUCAGCCGGAUACCCGAAGAAUAUCGUGAUCCUCUGCAUUCGCAGCUAUAUAUUCUUGAUAGUAAACUACCUUUGCCAAGGGCUUGUCCUUUAUAUGAUUGCGAAGGAGGAGUUGAUUUGGGACGCCUUCGCCGGGCAGAUGUUCCUUUGCGACUUCGGACGGAAUUCGGGGGAGUGUCCCAACGGCCCGGACUGCGUGGGUCCAGGAGGGACUACCUACACACCUUCCAGAGUCUAUAGCUGGAACGUGUGGUCCACGCGGAUUUAUGUGCGGGACGCCCUGCUGGCGCUCUUCCCCGAGAGGUCCGACGACAUCCAUGGGCUCGUGGACCCCGGCGAGUACGGCCUCGAGAGCUAUUGGUGUAGGUGGCUUUGCUGCGCCCUUUUCACCGCCACGCUGCUGGGGGACUUGAUGGGGAGUGUCAACAUUUUGCGGAUCUUCUGGGACAUCCCGAACAAGGCUGAGAGCUGGCUGGACUAUGAGGUUCCAGAUUGGGCGGAGAAGGAGCAUGCCAAGGCCAUCCACGGCUGGUCCGAGGUGGAUCUCUGCAAGCUCCGUGUUGCGGGCAUGCCGUUGCACUGGAAGAUCAUCAACAUCUUCGUGAUCGUGAUCCCAAAGUUCAUGCUGUGGUCUCUGACCGCGCAGUCCGGAAUCACCUUCCUGAUGGAAACCUCGGCCAUUGACGACAUGGUGGUAAACUCCGUGGCUUUGGCCUUCAUCCUCCAGAUCGACGAGCUGUUGUGCAGCGAACUGAUGUCUGAGACCUCCAAGCAGAUCCUGGAAAUGCUGGAGGACUACGAGCUCUCAGGAUUCGAGGAGGCCAACGCGGUGGAGAGGAUGAGGGAGGAUGAGCUGCUGCAGGAGUAUCAGUCGAACUUGGCGAGCGAGUGGUCAUGGCGGGAGAUGGCGUCUUUUGUCCCCUACAAGCUCAUCCUGGUCCUUGUGUUCACCUUCGGCUUUGUCGAGCUGUACUACAGCGUACACUGCGUGCGCAGCGAGGAUGGGGGAUAUGUCUCCAGAGAAAUGCACCUUCCGCUGAGUACACGAUUCAGCUUCUGGGCCUUCUUCGGUUUCUUCUUCCCGAUGGCCAAGGAGGACGAGCCCUUCUGGGUGAUGCCCCACGCACAAUCCAAUUAG